This is a messenger RNA of Anthostomella pinea, 714 nucleotides long. The record is from the annotation of a GenBank genome assembly. NCBI's taxonomy places the organism in Eukaryota, Fungi, Ascomycota, Sordariomycetes, Xylariales, Xylariaceae.
AUGAGUCAACUAGGCUAUGAAGAUCUUGCCAACACACCGGCUGCCUCGCCACCGGCUGGCCAGACCUCGAAUUUCCUCAACCCCCCAUCGCAGCAGACCAUCAUGAUUGCUGUCAGUACGACGAUGAGCUUCCUGACUGUCGUCUUUGUGUCACUACGCCUCUACACAAGCCUUCGUAUUACUCGCUUGCCGGGAAUCGAAGACUGGCUUUGUGUACUAGCAGUCGUCUUCUCCUUCGGCUACAUAGGAAUCAUCUUGUCUUUGAGCUACGUAUCCAGACACAUGUGGGACGUUCCGGAGAUCUGGUUCACAGAAAACUACUGGAAAAUUCGAUUUGCUGGGAAUACCUUACAGGCUUUGGCGUACUUCACGUCUCGGAUGCCAAUCCUCUUGCUGUAUUUGCGCCUUUUCGGCCAGAAAAGGAGCUUUCGGAUCGCAUGCUAUGUUGCUAUUACGGCGGCUUUUGGUGUUUAUCUAGCUAGCAUCCCUCUGCUCUCCUAUUUCUGCACACCAUCUGCAGGCGGGGACUGGGGCUCCUUGGAUGUGUUCGCGAAGUGCAAGAGGCUUCUGGACUGGGCCAUGGUUCAAGGGAGCUGUGAUAUUGUUCUCAAUAUCUACAUUCUCCUCUUGCCUCUGACCGUGGUUCUUGGUCUACACAUGCCGCCGCGAAAGAAGCUGGGCGUGCUCGCGAUCUUCCUUACGGGCUUGCUGUAA